This is a messenger RNA of Tachysurus fulvidraco (yellow catfish), 1947 nucleotides long. RefSeq names its product phosphopantothenoylcysteine synthetase (gene ppcs). Lineage: Eukaryota; Metazoa; Chordata; Actinopteri; Siluriformes; Bagridae. The record is from RefSeq and is a predicted model, not a curated record. Gene Ontology annotation, biological process: coenzyme A biosynthetic process. Gene Ontology annotation, molecular function: phosphopantothenate--cysteine ligase activity. The transcript is spliced from 4 exons. The coding region runs from base 637 to 1578 and encodes 313 amino acids. Gene Ontology annotation, cellular component: nucleus; cytoplasm.
UACCACCACCACCACCACCUCAAUAAGGAGAGAUCCUUCCACCUGUGGGAGCCUCCAGACACUUAGACAAAAAAGAUUAAUCGGCAAAUAAAUAACAUACUGCUUCAGUCACAAAUAAAGAAAACUUUCACAAGAAAAAUAACCAUUGAUAGAGAAUCAUGGCUGCAACCAUGGCAACGGCGUCCCACAAUAGUCACAACGUUAUUAACAUAACAGGAAUCAUCAAUUGUUAAAAAGAAAACGAGAGGAAGAAACCGUAUUAAAUGUAAACAAAAGAGCAUCGUAUAUUGCUAUUAAAGAAAUAAGCCACUGAUCAGCUGUUGUACGAGAAAUCACGCAUUACUUAGAAAGCUAAGCUAAACUACCGGCUUAAAUGAGCAACUUAGCCACAUAGCUGAAAGUUCAGCAGUCGUUCAAUUCACUACUGGAGCACAGAGAAGGAAAAACAAGCCACCCAAAGGGGCAAAAGGUAAGCUAGGAUUGAACAAACGAAUCAUGAAAUGUGACACACAAAAUAAACAAUUAGCAAAACUGCUACAUGCUAACUGCAGCUACCGCCAGCCAAACAGGAAGGAAACAAACCGGACGUGACGCAUAUAGUUCUGAUAAUCCUGAAAAACCAAAAGCUGUAACAAUAUGGCGAGUUGUGACUCAGGCAGCCUGAGUGAGGACUUUGCUGUCCCGGCUCAUGUUGAGGAGGUCAGGAGUGUGAUGGCGGCAUUUGCAGAGCAGCAUGGAGCUACAGGUCGUACGGUCGUACUUAUCACUUCAGGAGGAACAAAGGUUCCACUAGAAUCCAGGACAGUGCGCUUUCUAGACAACUUCAGCAGCGGCCGGCGUGGAGCCUCCUCAGCAGAGUAUUUUCUCGCCCAUGGUUAUGCUGUUAUAUUCCUGCACAGACAUCGCUCUCUGUACCCGUACACACGCCUCUACACUGGGAUCAAUCUGCUGGACUGUCUGACAUUAGACACUGUUCAGGACGGGUCUGGUCUGGUCACAGUGGAUCAGAGAAAGCUGCCAAACAUCACAGAGGUCCUGAAGCGGUACCAGGAAGUGAAAUCUGCUGGGUUGCUUCUUCCAGUGGAGUUCAGCACAUUAUCUGAGUAUCUCCACCUUCUCAAGGCUGCAGCACAAGCUCUCAGUUCAAUAGGUUCCAAAGCCAUGUUUUAUUUGGCUGCGGCUGUUUCUGAUUUCUAUAUCCCAGCUUCAGAAAUGCCAGAGCACAAAAUCCAGUCCUCCAAUGGACCUCUACAGAUAAGCAUGAAAAUGGUACCCAAAAUUCUUAAACCACUGGUGAAGGACUGGGCCCCAAAAGCAUUUGUCACUUCAUUCAAGCUGGAAACAGAUCCAUCCAUUCUCUUGGAGCGAGCUCGUUGUGCCUUGGACACCUACAAGCAUCAAGCAGUUGUGGCCAACGUCCUGGGCACACGGCAUGGAUAUGUUGUAGUUGUGACUAAAGACUCUCAGAAAGAACUGGUCCUUACAGAUGAGGAAGCUCAGAGAGAGGUUGAAAUUGAAGAGAAGAUUGUCAAGAAUCUGUCACAUGCACACACUCAGUUUAUGAACCAAAAAAUGUAAAAGUGUAAAACUUCUUAUUUUUUGUAAAGUAAAACAACUUUUACCGAGUAAAUUUUGACACUUGCCAAACUGGGAGCACAUGUGCUUGCACUCAACCUAGUGACAGCUUCCCAAUGACAGACCCCUGCAUGCCAUGUAAUUUACAAAAAGGUGGUAACUGCUCUGGAUAGAGUAAAAAAUGUGACUGCCACCAACUGGAUGAGGAAAAAUAUAACUAUCGUGUAAAGUUUAAAUGUAAAUUUAUAUAAAAGUUCAAGUUCUAAUGUGUUUGUCAUAUGACAGUUCUACUUUUUCGAGACAGCAAGUGAAGAGAAUGUAAUCAAUCCAGAAGUCAAUAAAGUGGCACUAUAGUCACUGCUUCAUGAUGAA